This is a messenger RNA of Phycomyces blakesleeanus NRRL 1555(-), 1650 nucleotides long. RefSeq lists its product as hypothetical. Bases 52 to 1353 code for a protein of 433 amino acids. The transcript has a single exon. NCBI's taxonomy places the organism in Eukaryota, Fungi, Mucoromycota, Mucoromycetes, Mucorales, Phycomycetaceae. The record is from RefSeq and is a predicted model, not a curated record. Gene Ontology annotation, biological process: proteolysis. Gene Ontology annotation, molecular function: aspartic-type endopeptidase activity. Gene Ontology annotation, cellular component: fungal-type vacuole.
GUAUUUCAUUUCCUUCACUUUCCUUUCCUUUACUUUUCAACUUUUCCGGUUAUGCGUUCUCUUACCUUUGCUCUUGGUCUUGCUGCAUCAUGGCUCGCCCUUGGUGUCAGUGGUGUGCCAAUACAACCACAACCUUUAAUCGUACGGUAUCCUCUCCGUCGACUCAGGAACAGUUCUCAAGGUAGCCGCUCUUUCACAAAAAGACAAAGCGAUCUCAACAGCGCUCUCGACUCGCUCGUGAACUCCACGGCAACCUUCACAUCUCACAACGCACCUCUCCUGAACGAUCUUGAUAUUUGUGAAUUGGGUAUCGACAUCGAAGUUGGAUCCCCUCCAAAGAAAUAUCUUUUACUCUUCGACACCGGCAGCUCAGACACCUGGAUCCCAUCUCACAACUGUACAGCAACCCAGGGCUGCCAGACAUCAAAUGGUUACAACCCUGCCGAAUCAUCAACCUAUAACCCCACUAGCUUCCCACUAAAUAUCACUUACGGAAGAGGAAGUGCGCUCGGCCAGUACUUUGUUGACCAGGUCAGCGUUGGAGACCUCACUGUAUCCAAGCAGCUGGUUGCCUAUGUUGACUCGAACGAAGGUCCCAUUGCAACCCAAAACGCAACAGACGGAUUCAUCAUGGACGGUUUAUUCGGUGCUGGAUAUCCUGCCGGAAGCAUCAUGUACCAGGAUUUCAGAAAGACCUUUUAUCCUUUCCCUAUGUCUCUGUGGUACGACAAACUUAUCCCUGAACCUGUCUUUUCGGUCUAUAUUGGAGACUCUGACAAUACCAACUGGACAGGAGAAGUAGUAUUUGGCGGCGUCGAUCUUUCAAAGACAUCCGGAAAGAUGGUCUACACUGAUGUGGUACCAUACAGUGGAGAGGGUGUCACUGGCUCUAUUUACACUCGCUGGACUGUCGGUGUUCAGGGAUUCACUUUCCAAAACUCCACCAACCAAGUAAAGGUUUCGUUCAGCAGCACUCAAUCAUUUACCAUUGACACCGGCUCCAACUUCAUAUACCUCCCUGAGACCCAGGCUGAAGUUCUGGCCACACACGUCGAUCCAAAGGCUACUCUCACUGACGGCCGCUACAUCGUAGACUGUGCCUACCUGACUUCCACUGAUGGCUUUAGUGUCUAUUUCCCUGCCGAAUACGAUCCUCAAAACCCUGACAGCAAAGCGUCGGUAUUCAUUAGCGUGCCCAUCUCUGACAUGAUCAGCAAGUUAAACGACCAGUGCAUUCUUCUCAUCUUACCCUCAAAGAACCAUAUCAUCGGAAAUCUCUUUUUACGCAAAUUUGUUACCUCUUUCGAUUUCGGAAAGAAUCGAAUUGGAUUUGCACCAGUAGCCACAAAAUAAUAUCUAGCAGCAGUAACUCUUAAAAACCAAAGAGAACAAUACAAUCCUACUACCCGAUUAUUAUUAUUAUUAUCAUCUUAUUGCUUUAUUCACAGUAAAACUAAAACCAAAGAAAAAUGAUAUAUGUACAAAGAACAUAAUUACUUUCUAUAUCUUUCUAUCUAUAUCUAUAUAUUCAAAUCUUUUGUUAUAAGUAAUAUGUGUAUGUUUACCUAUAGUUCUACAGAUACUGUUUUAUAUUCAAUUAUUGUCAUAGCGCUAAAUCCUCGUAUAUUCUUCAUUAAAGAAAAAGAAAGG